Molecule: messenger RNA, 348 nt
Organism: Ostreococcus lucimarinus CCE9901
Lineage: Eukaryota; Viridiplantae; Chlorophyta; Mamiellophyceae; Mamiellales; Bathycoccaceae
Exons: 1
Cellular component (GO): cytoplasm
Molecular function (GO): N-acetyltransferase activity
Source: RefSeq, a predicted model, not a curated record
GACUUCGAGCGCCUGAACGCGCUGUUCGUGUCCGUCGGAUUCAGCUCCAGGGCGUGCGAUAAGCUGCAAAAGGCGGUGGAUAAUUCAUACCUCGCGCUGUGGGUGACGACGACGCGAGACAGUCGGUUCGCGAAGGAGGGGGAGGUGGUGGGAUUCGCGCGAGCGACGAGCGACGGGACGUUUCACGCGACGGUGUGGGACGUCGUCGUGUCGCCGGCGUGGCAACGACACGGCAUAGGGCAAGGGUUGAUGGAACGCAUCGUGGAUAAAAUUUUAGAGGAAGACAUUUGCAACGUGGGGUUGUAUUCGGAAAACAAGGUUGUCGGGUUGUACGAACGGCUCGGUUUU